AUGGCGAAGACGCAUACCCUAGGCAUCAGCGAGGCCGAGGUGCUCAAGGAGAAGGGACAAGAGCACGUUGAAGAAGUGGUGCUGGCACGCUUGACCGACGAGGAUCUAUGGAAGCUAUCUCAAGAAUCAUUGACCGUUUGGUCGUGGACUGGAGUCCGUCUGGGCCUCAUUAUGUUUGUGCAUGGCUGCAAUCAAGCCGGCUUCGGCAUCGAUUGGGGUGUUAUCAGCGGUAUCAACUCCCUUCCCGCUUGGCACGCAUACUUUGGCUUCGGCACUAGCGGUGGUACAUAUGGUCUGAUUAAUGCGCUGAUGAGUAUCGGCACGGUCUGUGGUGCUCCGUUCAUGGGUUUCGCCGAUAUCAUCGGGCGUCGUGGAAUCAACUUCGCGGGAAAUGCAAUCGUCAUUUUCGCCGCUGUGCUUCAAGGAUGUGCGCCAAAUCUCAAGGCCUUCAUGGCUGGUCGAUUCUUCAUGGGAUUCGGUACUGCUCUCAUGUCCAGCUCUCAAUACAUUGGUGAAAUCUCCCCUAUCCACCUCCGUGGCCGUAUGGUCGGCUUCUUCGGCGCCUGCUUCCAGGUUGGCAGUCUCACAAUGUUGGGGGCCAUGAUUGGUCUAUCAAAUCUCCCCGGAAACAAUUGUUGGAGAAUCCCUCUUAUUCUCGAAGCUAUUUUCCCAGCGAUUGUCUGCGUGACCAUCUACUUCUUGACCCCCGAGUCACCUCGUUACUAUGUCAUGAGAGGCAACCGGCAGAAGGCCAAGGAGAUUGUGGCCAAGUAUCAUACGACCAGUGGAGAUAUCAACCAGCCUGUGGUUGAGAUUGUGGUAUCUCAGAUGGAGGAAUCCCUCGAGAACGACCGCACUGGAUUCAGGGCAUUCUGGGAUUACCGAGUGUUCUUCACAAAGUUGGCUCGGUAUCGUCUCCUAGUCUUAACAUUGUACUCGUUUUUCCAACAGUGGAAUGGCGGGUCAAUUCUUACGUAUUAUAUGGCCGAUGCGCUGAAGACUGUCGGAAUCACAGGUACCAAGCAACAAUUGGGUAUCAACAUCGGCACGACAGCAACCUACUUCGUUUUUACCGCCUUCGGUUCCCUCCUCGUCGAUAAAUUCAGGAGACGAACUCUCAUCUUUGUGGGAUUGAUCAGCAUGGUCGUCUUCCAGACGGCAACCACUAUCACAUCUUGGCAAUACAGCCUAAAUGCGACCCACACCGCUGCCGCACUUACACUGCUCUGGAUAUUCAUGUACCAGGCGUUUUCCGCUACAUUCGUUGCAACUAUGCAUAAUCUGUAUCCUGUCGAGAUCCUGUCUCUGGCUCUUCGAGCGAAAGGUAUGGGUCUGUACAGUUUGAUCCAGGGUGGCGCCAGUGCAGUCCAAACAUAUGGCAUCAGCGUGGGCAUUGCUAAAGUUGGGUACAAAAUCUGGGUGGUUUACAUCGUUUACAACACCGUCCAACUCAUUUUGUCAUACUUCAUCUUCCCGGAGACAGGUGGCUUGAGUUUGGAGGAGAUUGACACUGUGUUUGAAACACCUGGGGUUGCACCUGUCAAGAUGUCGCUAGAUAUUCAAAAGGCCAAGAAGGAGAGACUCGCGGCAACAAGGGAUGAGGAGACCAGGUCUAGGUAG
This is a messenger RNA of Penicillium cataractarum, 1620 nucleotides long. RefSeq names its product putative MFS sugar transporter protein. NCBI's taxonomy places the organism in Eukaryota, Fungi, Ascomycota, Eurotiomycetes, Eurotiales, Aspergillaceae. Bases 1 to 1620 code for a protein of 539 amino acids. Gene Ontology annotation, molecular function: carbohydrate:proton symporter activity. The transcript has 2 exons. The record is from RefSeq and is a predicted model, not a curated record. Gene Ontology annotation, biological process: transmembrane transport; carbohydrate transport. Gene Ontology annotation, cellular component: membrane.